AUGUGUGAUAUGCAAAAUAUGCCCACACAAGAUGAUGGCUCGUGUGAGGAAGAUUCUGAGAUGAAUUGGAAUGCAGCAUUUUCAGCCAUGGGUGGUGGCACACAUUUUGUAACAACAGGUGGCCAACUGCCUGUCACUAAAAUACAACAGAAUCCUAAUAAUGGAACUCAGCUGUCACAGGUGGUUGGCAUGGUUGGAGGAGUAAAUAUGGGCGAAGGCGUACAAUAUGUUCGCACACUAGACGGCACUCAAUUGCAGACCACACCACAACUGAUUUCUGUACCCAUAACUCUUCCUGGGACUAAACCAGGUGACCCACAACCAACAGUUCAGAUACAAGUAUUGGCUCCGAGUUUGAUACAGCAACCUCAGCCCAAAUAUCAAAUGCAAAUACCUAUACAGGGUUUUCAACAAGGGGGUGCCGUUCUCACUGUGGCGUAUUCACCGGAAGCGAAUGAUAGCGGCAUACAGCUACUAGGAAACGGCAUGACUGACGGUACCUUCAGGAUAAGACCAGGCUUGCAAGUGGUUGCUGCUCUGCCACAGGACAUGCAAUUAAUGCAAAACAAUAAGGAUCAAGUGCAACAAGCUUUGCAACAACAGAUGUAUCUGACGCAAAACCAGCAAAUUGUGAUCAACAAUCCAGAAGAUGUGAAGCCCAUCAUCAACACGAGUAACAAUAAUAAUGAAGGGGACAUUGUCAUCAAGGAAGAGGAAUGUGAUGAUGACGACUCCCAAAGCACUCAGAAUAGCGAUCGACCACAAGAUAUUUUCAUGUCACAUCCGGAUAUUGUGAAAUAUGUUUAUUCAUGUAAUGUAGGCCAGCAAACACAAGGGCUGCCAGUUUCUCUACAACAAUUUUUACGCCUCAAUCCCACCGAAGUCAAAAAGAAUGUAGAAAAAAUGGAAACAGAGGUCACAAUCGUCAAUGAAACCAUCUCUGAACCAGUUGGAAACGACGAAAUCCUUUUGGAAGAUACUCGUACAAAGAAAAAGAAGAAAUACAAGAAAAAGCCAACCCGUCCCGCUAGGCCAAAGCCCGGUCAGGUCAUAAUCGCGACGGCUGCGGACGGGUCACCCAUCUAUUGUUGCCCCGAGUGUCAGAAUGCUUACCCUGAGAAGGAGCAACUUGAGAUGCACUUAAGUACCCACCAGAUUGAACGGCGGUUUAUUUGCGGGAUAUGUGGAGCUGGGUUGAAGCGAAAAGAACACUUGGAGCGUCAUAAACUUGGCCACAAUCCCGAAAGACCUUACGUGUGCGGCGUUUGUGGGAAAGGCUUCAAAAGAAGGGAACAUCUGAAUCUGCAUGUGGUCAUUCAUUCGGGAGUCAAGAGCGAACGCUGUGGGGAAUGUGGGAAAGGAUUCUACCGCAAAGAUCACCUUCGCAAACAUACGCGUUCUCACGAAACCAAACGUGCAAAAGACGAGGCCAAAGAGGAAGGCAAUAGUGAAUUGUUUGAAUAUGAAGUCAAACAGAAAGCCGUCAGUGUCAGUCCCGGAAACGGAAAUACGAUACUGCCUGAGAUUACUAUACAUGUACCGACAAGUGAGAACAUGCAAACGCCCGUACAAAUUAACAUACCCCAGCAUGUGAUGUCGUCUCUGGCUGCGGCCCAGAGAUCCGGAGGCAAUGGGGCAAGUGGGAUUGGUGGAAACAGUUCCAAUGUGAACAAUGGUCCAAUAUGCACAGAGGCCCAAUUAGACGCCAUAUUGGCCCAGCAUACGUGA
Molecule: messenger RNA, 1728 nt
Organism: Pieris macdunnoughi
Lineage: Eukaryota; Metazoa; Arthropoda; Insecta; Lepidoptera; Pieridae
Source: the annotation of a GenBank genome assembly